This is a messenger RNA of Toxorhynchites rutilus septentrionalis, 1404 nucleotides long. RefSeq lists its product as uncharacterized. Gene Ontology annotation, biological process: DNA integration. The transcript has a single exon. Lineage: Eukaryota; Metazoa; Arthropoda; Insecta; Diptera; Culicidae. Bases 1 to 1404 code for a protein of 467 amino acids. The record is from RefSeq and is a predicted model, not a curated record. Gene Ontology annotation, molecular function: nucleic acid binding.
AUGGGAGCGUGCGUCUACAUUCGAGCUGCUGACGAAGGAGGAAACACAUCAUCACAUCUGCUGUGCGCGAAAUCUAAAUUGGCGCCUAUCGGAAAUGGACGGACCACGUUACCUCGCCUGGAACUGUGUGCGGCGGUGAUUUUGACCCGCCUGAUGGCGAGCGUUAUCACGGAAAUCUCGACCCCUUUCAUCGAAAUACGAGCUUAUUCGGACUCCACAGUGGCACUAGCAUGGAUUUAUGGCGGUGCGUCGAGAUGGAAGACGUUUGUUGCCAACCGCGUGGCUGAAAUCACCACAUUACUUCCGGCAAUCAACUGGCAGCACGUGGACACCAACAACAAUCCUGCAGACUUGAUCUCGCGCGGUGCUCUACCAGCGCAAAUUAUUAACAAUUCUCUCUGGUGGCACGGACCAUGCUGGACAAGCACAACCAGUGACCACGUAUCAUCACAAGUCCUUCCCGCGCUCGACGUGACUCUGCAGAGACAAGUAGAGAGAGAACAACGUUCAAUUGCCGUAGCAUGUAUAGCUACGUAUGAUAAUGACUUCCUCGACGCGAUGUUAUCUCGGUACUACCCAAACCUUCAGCUUCUUAUACGCAUCACGGCCCGGAUGUUACGUUUCAGUCAUCGAGAAUUUAGAACGACAAAUCGUUUAACGCCAAAGGAAAUUGACAACGCAAUGAGAGUGUAUGUGCGGCACGAACAGAGCCAGCACUACUGGAAGGAAAUCUUUCAACUGGACAGUAAACGGGAAAUCAACAAUAACAGCUCGCUCCGUCAACUGCAACCGUUUCUGGACGAAAACCGUCUCCUCAGGGUGGGCGGUAGACUGCAGCUGUCAGAACUCAACUACGAGUCGAAGCAUCCGAUCCUGCUGACUAGCCACUCAACUCUCACCGCGCUUAUUCUCCAUCAUGAGCAUCGCGAGCAACUUCACUGUGGUCCGCAAUCGUUACUAGCGGCGGUUCGACGGCGCUUUUGGAUUGUUCGUGGAACGAGUGCAGCCCGGAAGACGUGUCGAUCCUGCGUCGAAUGUGUUCGUGCAAGACCAGUUCCAUUGCAUCAGAUGAUGGGUCAACUACCAGCGGAUCGUCUGAAACCGAAUCCGCCUUUCUUCAUCACCGGCAUUGACUAUGCUGGACCGAUUAGUUUCGUCAGUCGUCGAACACGUGGCGCCGUAUCGAGCAAAGGAUACAUCGCACUGUUCAUCUGUUUUUCGACACGAGCUGUACACCUUGAAGCUGUGUCGGAUCUCACCACCUCUGCUUUCAUUGCUGCUUUCACCCGCUUCAGUAGUCGAUAUGGGUUGCCUAACAAAAUCUAUUCGGACAACGCUACUAAUCUACGAGGAGCAGCAGCCAAAUUCCGCAGCAAAAUUAUACAAACAAAUCAACACGGCUGA